AUGGUGGAGGCGCAGCAGGAAGGGAAGGCACUAGAUCCUCGAGACCAGGUGGAACGCCUCCUGGCUUCUGCAUGGGGUCCCAGUGGUGUGGUGUCCUCAGGACGACACACACGUACACGACGACAGCUACCUUUCAGGAACGAUUGGGCGACAUGGAGCGGCUGGUCCGUGUGCUCACGUAGCUGUGGGGGUGGAGCCUCAGUCCGCACACGAACCUGCAUCACCAGGAACCCCGUGGGCGGGCCAUGUGCAGGAGAUCCAAGACAGUACAAGAUCUGCAACACCAAGGAUUGUCCGCUUGGCUCUGAAGACUUCAGAGAGAUGCAGUGUGCUGCCUUCAAUGACAGGCCGCUGGUGGCUGGAAACUCCUUCAAGUGGACCACCUUUCAUGGAGGUUCCAACCCCUGUGAACUGAGCUGCUUGGCCCUGGGUCACAACUUCUACUACAACUUUGGCCGUGUGCUCGAUGGCACAGCCUGUGAGAAGGAGUCUGGUGCGGUGUGUGUCAACGGGCGCUGCCUGAAGCCGGGCUGUGACUCCAUCUUGGGUUCGAAACAGCAGGAGGAUGCCUGCAUGGUGUGUGGAGGCCAAAACACCACCUGCUUGCACCAUAAGAGUGUGUAUCAGAGCAACCACCUGGAGGCAGGUGGGCCAUUUGGAUACAGUGAAGUGGCCAUGAUACCAGCUGGAGCCACUCACAUUCGAGUCACUGAUAACAGCAAGAACUACCUUGCCCUCCAGAAUGGCCGCUCCCAGUUUGUGAUCAAUGGUAAUUGGAAAAUCAGUGUUCCAGGUGAGUACAGCAUAGCUGGGACAAAGCUACUGUAUCGGCGCGCGGCAGACACCUGGGAGAGCUUCGAGGUGGCAGGACCCACGCAGGAAGACCUUCAUCUCAUGGUGCUGGCAACAGACAAAAACCCAGGCAUAGAGUACGAGUACUGGCUGCCACCAGACCGUUAUGCCCUCUACCACGCAAGGAGGAGUCCUCUGCGUCAGGCUCACCACACUGCCACCUACUUUCCACGGCUACAAUCUACAACCACUACUUCCACCACCACCAGGCUGCCUACUGUGACAAGCCAACCACACUGGUUGUUCCCUGGCGACUGGCCUGUGCAACCGCCACAUCAACCUUCACACCACCACCAGCACCCUCGCCAGCCUGUCCUGCCCCGCCUGGAGCGCGAGGACAACUACAGAAACCAGCUGCCAGAGCCUUCACCUGGAAGGCAUUGUGGGAAAUGUAGGCGUGCUCGGGGUCGAAGGGAACGUGAGAGACAAUAUUGCCAGAAGGACUUUGUUUUCCGAGCUAAAGUCCUCGGGAAGUUGUACAGAGGUGAGGAGACACGUUAUGACAUCCAAAUCAUUCACACCUACCGGAACCGUUUCCGCCUAGAGCACCGAGAAUUCUUGUGGGUCCAGAACGUGUGUGACUGCCCCCAUCUGGAGAAGGGGAAGCAGUACGUGCUGAUGGUGCGGCGGCACAUUAAUUACGAGCACACGUUAAACCGUAUCCUGCUGGAAGAGGAGAGCUACAUGGUGCCGUACCGACCCAGAGAGGAUGCACUGUUGCGCCCACUCGAGAGGCUCUGUAGCAACAGGGGGCCGAAACAGCCCACAGAACUGAGGGGCCGAGUGUAGAGACAUGUCCACUGUUUAGUUUCUGAACAGA
Molecule: messenger RNA, 1672 nt
Organism: Thalassophryne amazonica
Lineage: Eukaryota; Metazoa; Chordata; Actinopteri; Batrachoidiformes; Batrachoididae
Gene: adamtsl5
Product: ADAMTS like 5
Exons: 12
Coding region: 1-1641 (546 amino acids)
Biological process (GO): extracellular matrix organization
Cellular component (GO): extracellular matrix
Molecular function (GO): protein binding; metalloendopeptidase activity
Source: RefSeq, a predicted model, not a curated record